CAUGUCGGCGGCCCUGCUGCGGCGGGGCCUGGAGCUGCUGGGAGCGCCAGAGGCCCCCCAGGCCGCGCCCGGCCAGGCCAAGCCGAGCAGGGCUCAGGUGAAGCGGACCUGGAAAGCUAAGGCUACCCAAGCCCAGAAACUGCGGAACUCGGCCAAGGGAAAGGUGCCCAAGUCGGCGCUUGCCGAGUUGCAGAAGCGACAGUGCCGAGGCUGCCUCGGAGUAAACCUCAAGUUUAUGACCAGUGCAAGAAGUCCAGUGGCCGAGUCGGUCACCCAGAAGAUUGUGUGCCAGAACCGGGGCCGCAAGGCGUGUGACCGGCCCGUGGCCAAGACGAAGAAGAAGGCGGCGGAGGGCACCGUGUUCACCGAGGAAGACUUCCAGAAGUUCUAGCAGGAAUACUUCGGC
Messenger RNA from Suricata suricatta (meerkat), 406 nucleotides. Its product is annotated as active regulator of SIRT1-like. Gene Ontology annotation, molecular function: enzyme binding. The transcript has a single exon. The record is from RefSeq and is a predicted model, not a curated record. Gene Ontology annotation, cellular component: nucleolus. NCBI's taxonomy places the organism in Eukaryota, Metazoa, Chordata, Mammalia, Carnivora, Herpestidae. The coding region runs from base 2 to 391 and encodes 129 amino acids.